AGCCGGCGCGCGGCUGUGCAUUCUGGUCUUGUACCCAGAGCCUCUGGACAAACAAACAGAAAAAGGGGAAGGCUUUUCCUCUCCGGGGCCGGCGCCGCCGCCGCCGUCUAAAGCUCUAAACCCUCUCCGCGGCGGCAGGACCAAGUUUCAAGGCACACUUGAUCGAGAUGGCCUCGCAGAACACCGGGUCUGGAUCGGCAUCUUCUUUGGGCAGUCUAUUUGAUUCUGAUGAUGAAGAAAACAGUGCCCCGUCUGUGCUCUCGAUAGAAGCUAACCCUGAUACCGAGGAGCUAGAUUCUUCCUCAAAAAAGAGGUCUUAUUUACUGAGCAAGAUGAGCUUCUCGAAGCAACACGUUGAUUUGGCAGUCAGUGAGUUAGGUGAGGGAGCAUCAAUUGAUCAGCUUGUGAACUGGAUUGUGACUGCCCAAGAAGCUACAACUGAGGGAAAUGCUGAAUUUCUGCCUGCGCAAAUGGAUAAACCGCAUUCUUUGCUCCAGAUGGGGUUUACUCAACAAGAAGUCUCAAUUGCUAUUGAAGCUUUCGGUCAAGAAGCCAAAGUUGAGGAGCUCGCUGACGCAAUUCUGGCAAGACGCAUUGCAAAUAACAUUGAGCAGAAAGAAGAAACUGCUGAAUUGCUGCCUGAGGUAAUGGAUAAACCACUUUCUUUGCUCAAGAUGGGUUUCAAUAAAGAAGAGGUCUCAUCUGUGAUUGCUAUUUUCGGUGAGGAAGCAACAGUCGAGGAGUUGGCUGACUCCAUAUUCGCAAGACGCUUCUCAAAUACCACUCAGCAGAAAAAAGUGAGGAUAGAGUCUGAAUUUCCGGACGAGACAGAAACUGAGUAUUCAAUUUCGAGAUUGAGGUUCUAUGAUGAUUAUGAUGCCAACAUCAGGCGUAAAAAGGCCAAGCAUGCAUUUGGAGAUGACAGAAGGGCGUCAAGCAGUCAGAAUGUUAAUCAAUCUAGCCGCACUCCAUGGUUAAGUCGUUGUUCUGGGUCAAUUGCUAAUGGUUCUCUGAACGAUGAAUGUCUUGAAAGGACGUCAAGCCUUGGUAGAAACAUCCGUGCCGACUUUGCCAAGCCUCCUUUCUUCAUCUAUGCAAGUCUGGUUGACAUCAGCAAAGACAGUUGGAAUACGUUAUCGAGUUUCUUAUUCAAUGUUCAACCGGAGUAUCUAAACAGUCAGUCGUUCUCGGCUCUGACGCGAAGGGAGGGUUACAUUCAUAACCUUCCAACGGAGGGAAGGCACGUCACGGUUCCAAGGUCACCAAUGACGAUCAGAGAUGCAUUACCUUUGACAAGGCAGUUCUGUCCCUUCUGGGACACGAGAAAAUGGAUUGAUGGUGUUGGCUUAGAUGUGGCAGGAAAUGAACAGAUUCGUGACAAGCUGGAGAAGGCAAUGAAAGAUUCACGAGGAAUCCCUUCAGAAGUGAAGCAAGCACAGAUUGUCCAGCAAUGCAAGACGGCGAAUCUUGUCUGGAUCGGCCAAGGCAAGUUAGGCCCUCUGCAGCCACACCAGAUGGAAAUGAUACUAGGCUAUCCAGCUAACCACACAGAUCUGCCGGGCAUAGACCCACAAGACAAGGUUGCUUCUAUGAGGUUUGCCUUGCAAACUGAUACCAUAGCAUACCUUUUGUCGGUCCUAAAGGACCGGUAUCCUGAUGGGCUGAGAGUGAUCUCUAUCUACAGUGGAAUCGGGGGUGCAGAAGUCGCUCUACACCGUCUUGGAAUUCCGCUGAGGUGCGUGGUGUCCGUAGAGGAGUCUGUGGUGAACCGUAGAGUUCUAAAGAUGUGGUGGAGAAAAACCCAGCAGAACGGAAAGCUGAGACAACUGGAUAGGAUACAGAAGCUAGAUACUAAGGAGUUUGAGGCCCUGAUGAAAGAGUUUGGUGGUUUUGACCUGAUUGUUGGCGGAAAUUAUGGUCUGUACAGAGGCACAGUGAUGACAGUGGGCACGACCAUGGGUAUGGACACAAAUCGGUUCUUUGAGUAUGUCCGCAUUGUCCAGAUGGUGAGAAGAAAAAUGCAAGGAAUUGCCUGACACACACAGAUUUGUCCUCAUUCGUUCUCCUCUGGAUGUGGAUCAUCAAGGUUAGCAGUACCUUCACAAAAAGUCUUCUUCUUUGUCUUCCUGUUGCAUGUAUUGUCCGCAACGAGACCUCAUCCUUGCACCAUAAAAAGAAAGCAGCAUAGCAUGUGGGUGAGGCAUCCAGCCAUCCAAGAUCAGAGUACAGAGGCUGUAUUUGCUUUCCAUGAGAUUCAGUUCAGUUCGUCACUGCAUCGUUGUUCAGUUCCUCACUGCAUCGUUGUUCAGAAACCAAUCAACUAACUAAUUUGUAAUGUGAGGCAGCAGCCAUUUUUUGUUCGAGUACAGAGCACAGAUUCAGUUCAGUUCCAAAUUAGGAAGCAUGUGUUGUUGCAUCCUGUAAUCAUGGGGGAAUUCGGUUGUAGAGUGCAGAGAGGAGUCUUCCUAAUUCUGACCUAGAUGAAGGUGAGGUGGAAGCUGUAACGUAUCAAGUGAUGAGUUUCUUGCGCUCCUCGAGAUUUUGACUGAAGACGAGUCUAGUGGCCGGCAAAGACAAAAACCCUAUUGAAAGUCCAGCGAAUGAUUUUCGAUCAUGUUGUCGAGAUUUGGCUGAUAUUGUUUACGGUGGUUUGUAGCACCGUUGGAUAAAACUUGAGGCUGCUAAAAAUGGUGCCAUGUUGUUUAGGUUAGCUACACACUUCUGUGACUGUUACCAUUCAUAAAUCAGUUUCAUAAUUAACUGAUGGUAGAAAUUAAAACCAGGUAGGUGGCACUCUUUCCUGUGUAUGUAUGUAUCGAGUUUUUUCUUUC
Molecule: messenger RNA, 2831 nt
Organism: Triticum aestivum (bread wheat)
Lineage: Eukaryota; Viridiplantae; Streptophyta; Magnoliopsida; Poales; Poaceae
Product: probable inactive DNA (cytosine-5)-methyltransferase DRM3
Exons: 12
Coding region: 168-2036 (622 amino acids)
Cellular component (GO): nucleus
Source: RefSeq, a predicted model, not a curated record